Molecule: messenger RNA, 2098 nt
Organism: Tribolium castaneum (red flour beetle)
Lineage: Eukaryota; Metazoa; Arthropoda; Insecta; Coleoptera; Tenebrionidae
Product: sodium-coupled monocarboxylate transporter 2
Exons: 7
Coding region: 30-1784 (584 amino acids)
Biological process (GO): sodium ion transport; transmembrane transport
Cellular component (GO): membrane
Molecular function (GO): symporter activity
Source: RefSeq, a predicted model, not a curated record
AUCACAAGUGAAGUAAAUACUGCGUCGCGAUGAGUGGGAACUCGUCAGAAACCCUAACUAGCAUUUCUAAAUAUUCCUUUCAUUGGUACGAUUACGUAUUUUUUUGUGUCAUGUUGUUUAUAAGCGUUGCAAUUGGAGUAUAUUACGGUUUUCUUCGAAAGAAAAAUUUGACACCUACCGAAUAUAUGAUGGGCAACAAGGAUAUGAAAGGUCUGCCUGUGGCCAUUUCUAUAACGGCUUGUCAUAUUUCCGGCGUCAAUCUUCUCGGAGUCCCUGCUGAUGCAUAUCGCUUUGGUGGCAGCUAUUUGCUCGGCGUUAUUUCGAUGGUAUUUGUAAUAGCGAUCACUAUUUUUAUUUACGUACCUGUUUUCUUCGAACUGCAAAUUACGAGCAUUUAUGGAUAUUUGGAAAUGAGGUUUGAUAAAAAAACAAAAGCAGUGGUGUCUUUUUUGUACAUUUGUUGCGAACUGUUUUAUCUUCCAAUAGUGGUGUACGCUGCUGCUCUAACUCUUUCCGCGGCAACAGGUUUUACAACUAAUUUGCAGAUAAUUAUUGUUUGUUGUAUUUGUAUUUUCUAUACCAGUGUUGGUGGACUAAGAGCUGUCAUUUGGACUGAUAUUUUUCAAUUUCUCAUAUUUUUCACAGUUUUUUUAGUUGUUUUUGUGUUGGGAAUAAAAACUGAAGGGCUUUUGACGGUUUGGAACAAAACCUUAGAAAGCGGAAGACUUGAUAUUUUUAAUUUGGAUUUAGACCUUACGGACCGAAACAAUGUUUGGACAUCAGUAAUUGGAUUAACGUUUCAUUGGAUAGCUCUCAACAUUGUUAAUCAAGCAACAAUUCAGAAAAUUUUAACUGUUUCCAGCUUAACUCAAGCAAAAUUUACGGUGUUUUACUUCGAAUUCUUGUUUGUAAUGAUUAAAGUAAUUUGUGUUAUUCUUGGUUUUGUAAUAUAUACAAGGUACAGCAGUUGUGACCCUUUCACAACCAAGCAAGUCGAAAAAAAUGAUCAGUUGGUACCACACUAUGUUAUGGACAUUGCAGGAAAUACUGGUUUACCAGGGAUUUUUGUGUGUGGGAUUAUAAGUGCGGCGUUAAGUACUCUUUCAGCAAACGUGAACGCUAUGGCUGGAGUGAUAUAUCAAGAUUUUCUCAAAGAUUUGAUACCUAACGUGUCCGAACGGACAAAAUGCAAUAUCCUAAAAUUACUUGUUGUUGCUAUAGGUAUUUGGUGCAUGUGUAUAAGUUUUGUUAUAGUCCAUUCAGAGGGAAUUGUACUUUUACAACUAACUUCUAGCGCUGUCUACAGUGGACCAGUUUUAGGAAUCUUUACCCUCGGAGUUCUUUUUCCGAGAGUUAAUGCUAACGGAGCUUUCUACGGCGCCAUGGUUGGUUUUAUUACUAUUUUUUUAUUGGCAGUACCUUCCAAGUUUUUGCAAAGCCAAGGCAAAUUGAAAGUAAUACCAAAGCCUCUUUCCACCGAUCGAUGCAAUGUUUUAAACCACACUUUCAUUCCUACUUCGCCACUUGUUACGACGGAUUCAUACACAAUUUUUAAAAUUACACCUUUCUGUUAUACAUUCAUUGGCGCGAGUGUAACACUGAUUGUAGGACUAGUAAUCAGCUAUUUUACAAAAUGUGAGCAUCUUCCAAACGAAGCACUGUUAAGUCCAGUUACACGAUUUAUUUUGACGAGACGAGUCAGAAAAGCCGAAGCUUCAUACACUAAUGUUGAAGAAGCGUUAAAACAGUUACAACAAGCAGAAACAAAAGAUGUCGACUCUUAAACUAAGUGUUUGAUUUAAAAAUGUAAACAAAUGAAAAAGUGUCUUGCUUUCUUGUUGCGUCGGUCGCAAUCUGUAUGGUUGGUUAUCUAUCUUAAGCUAAUAUAUUGCAAGCGAUUUUUCUGUCUGUAAAUGUUAAUAAUAAUAAAUUAGUGCGUAUCAUAAGCGUUUCCAAAGGGGAAGAAGGGAGGUAGGCUACACAAUUUGUAGUGAUAUAAUGUAUACUGUAGUAUACUGCGAUAUAUUAUUAUUAAUAUUUAAUAACAUGAAUAUUUAACAAAGUAUAAUAAAAUGUGUCUUAUCCCUAAUACAUAGUA